Lepus europaeus (European hare) is the source of this 929-nucleotide messenger RNA. RefSeq names its product ERI1 exoribonuclease 3-like. Lineage: Eukaryota; Metazoa; Chordata; Mammalia; Lagomorpha; Leporidae. The record is from RefSeq and is a predicted model, not a curated record. Gene Ontology annotation, biological process: exonucleolytic trimming to generate mature 3'-end of 5.8S rRNA from tricistronic rRNA transcript (SSU-rRNA, 5.8S rRNA, LSU-rRNA). The transcript has a single exon. Gene Ontology annotation, molecular function: nucleic acid binding; 3'-5'-RNA exonuclease activity. Bases 48 to 524 code for a protein of 158 amino acids.
CGGAGGAAAUCAUUGAAUUCCCUGUCCUGAAGCUGAAUGGCCGAACCAUGGAGAUUGAGUCUACCUGUCACAUGUAUGUCCAGCCCGUAGUCCAGCCACAGCUUACCCCCUUCUGUACAGAGCUCACCGGGAUUAUUCAAGCCAUGGUGGAUGGCCAGCCAAGCCUACAGCAAGUACUGGAGAGGGUCGAUGAGUGGAUGGCAAAGGAAGGCCUCUUAGAUCCCAAGUCAAUUUUUGUCACCUGUGGAGACUGGGACUUUAAAGUCAUGCUCCCAGGUCAGUGCCAGUACUUGGGCUUGCCGGUGGCGGAUUACUUCAAGCAGUGGAUUAAUCUGAAGAAGGCUUACAGCUUCGCCAUGGGCUGCUGGCCCAAGAAUGGACUUAUAGACAUGAACAAGGGCCUCAGCCUGCAACACAUAGGUCGGCCCCACAGCGGCAAUGAUGACUGCAAGAACAUCGCCAACAUCAUGAAGACGCUCGCCUAUCGAGGCUUCAUCUUCAAGCAGACGUCGAAGCCGUUCUGAUUGGUCGAGGACAGGAUGGGGCAGGACAGGGUAGCUGCUUGGCCCAGCCCAAAAUCCUCCUCUCCCUGUCCAGAGGGGCAAAGGGAGAGUGGCCCAGCUCUGCGUCCAGAGUGUCCCCCAGCUGCCCUGUGGGCCUGUGCCCAGGGCAAGGGCUUGGCCACUUGGCCCCUCCGGAGCAGACACUUUGUGCCCCCCCCCACACACCACCCCUCAACUUCAGCCCAGUUAUCAGCCCCUCCCAUUGUGGACCUGGGCUCGGGGGACCCAGGCCCUCACUGCCUCCUCCCUGGUACACAGGCUUCUGCGGGGGCCUCCAGGGCCCCCUGUGCCCCCUCCCAUCCAUAGUGCAUGCUGUGUGGUGUCCCCAGGGCUCCAGGACAGAUCAGGCCCUACCUUGUGUCUACC